This is a messenger RNA of Monomorium pharaonis (pharaoh ant), 1659 nucleotides long. RefSeq names its product lysophosphatidylserine lipase ABHD12. Bases 561 to 1631 code for a protein of 356 amino acids. Gene Ontology annotation, biological process: phosphatidylserine catabolic process; monoacylglycerol catabolic process. NCBI's taxonomy places the organism in Eukaryota, Metazoa, Arthropoda, Insecta, Hymenoptera, Formicidae. Gene Ontology annotation, cellular component: endoplasmic reticulum membrane. The record is from RefSeq and is a predicted model, not a curated record. The transcript is spliced from 10 exons. Gene Ontology annotation, molecular function: monoacylglycerol lipase activity; phosphatidylcholine lysophospholipase A1 activity.
ACAGAGUGCAAAAAAGUGCAAUAGACUUGUUCGCAACGUGUUCUCUCUCUUUCCACUACCUUCCUCUGCGCGCGUGAUCUCCUACCAACUUCACGUUACUUUCACUCUAGGUGACUGUAAGCCGUGUAAGCGGCCUUCAAGGAUCGGUGCGCGUUCUCCAAGUAUUAUCUAUUAACCAGUAUUAGAUAUAGCGUAUAACAAGGAGCAUAGCAGGGGCGUGCAGCCGAAAGUACUCCACUCGAGCGCGAGGCAGUGUCGCGUGGAACAUGGUAGCGUAACUGAUGCGGAACACCUCGGCACUUACGGCAUUUACGUCUGAGCGUCCGGUGCUUUCUGUCGCGACGUAAACGUCCCACGCGCUUGUCUCGCAACUAUCAGUUGUAUAAACACAAGUAACAAGUGCUGUAACUUGUACAGACACCUGUCGAACCUUCAGCGCAGGAUAACGCUACUUGAUAACCGCUUCGUAUCGAUCCGCCGUAAUAAUGGUAUAUUGGUUACCGAAGAAACGUGUCGUGAGAAGGGAAAUACUGUAAAGAAACAGUAAACCACUAACAGUCAUGAUGUCGAUGUACCUAUUAGCGCCGAUAGUACUGAUCAUCACCCUUGAGAUUUGGUAUAUGGGAAUAUGCUUAACUUGGACCAUGAAGAUAUCAUUGCUGCUAUACCUCAUUAUAUUUGGGCUUCUACCUGUAAUUUUUCAUUAUUCUUAUACUCUUCAGAAAAAGAUACUUUUUUUAAACUUUGUACAUUGGCCACUUAAAGUAGAGUUCAAUCCAAAAUUGGUUGGACUGGAAGGCGCUAGAAAUUUUUAUUUACAUACUGAUCAACAAGUAAAAAUAGGUGCAUGGCAGAUAUUACCCCGAUCCUUAUUAAAUAAUUCCAUUCCUGCAACGGAUGAAGCUUAUGAAGCAGUUUUAAGUAAUGCCGAGCAACCUGUGUUUCUUUACAUGCAUGGAAACAGUGGUAAUAGAGCAAGUUCACAUAGACUCGAGCUUUAUAAGCUUUUCCAAGACCUAGAUUAUCAUGUUAUAUGUUUUGAUUAUAGAAGCUAUGGUGAUAGUGAUGUAGUUGAGCUCUCCGAAGAAGGUGUAGUUAUGGACAGUAAAUAUGUUGUUGAGUGGGUGUUGAAAAAAGUUAAUGGUUCUGCUCCAGUUUUUGUUUGGGGUCAUUCUCUAGGAACCGGAGUGUCUACGCAUGUAUUAGAUCUGCUAGCAGCUGAAAAUAUACAACCAACAGGAUUGUUUCUGGAAGCACCAUUUAAUAACAUACAGGAUGAAUUAACGGAACAUCCAUUUGCACAAGUAUUCAAGCACUUACCAUGGUUCCAUUGGAUGGCAGUUGAACCAUUUUAUAAGAAUAAUCUGCGAUUUGAAUCUGAUAACCAUAUUACUAAGAUUACCUGUCCUAUUAUGAUAUUACAUGCUGAAGAUGAUGGUGUAAUUCCAGUUUUUUUGGCGGAAAAGCUUUACCAAGCAGCAUUACAUAGUUUUGGGAAUAAUACAGAUCGUAUUCAAAUGAUAAAAAUAGAUUCAUCCUAUGGACUUGGACAUAAAUAUAUCUGUAGAUGGAAGGAAUUGCCUAGUAUAAUUAAGACAUUUAUUAUCAAAGCGGAAAAUCGGACUGAAUAAUACUCGUCUAGAUUAGAAAAUAAAAAAA